AUGUCAACUAUAACGGCUAAUCAAAGGCAACGAUCUAGUUAUACUCCUGAGACAUCAACGCAGGAGCGGGCCAAUGCUCUUUUUAUAGAUUUUAGACAUCUAGAUCUACCUUGUUUUUCUGGUAAGCCAGAUACUAUGGCAGCUGAGUUAUGGAAGUCAAAAAUAGAGAAACUUUUUCAAGUUAUGGGUUGUACUUCCAAGCAAUUUGUUACCUUAGUGACUUAUCAAUUGCAAGGAGAGGUAGAACAAUGGUGGAAGUCAAUUGUUCAUUUAGUAGAUCCAAAAUUUGUGUGGACGUGGGAAGCAUUUAAAGACCAGUUUAAUCGUAAGUUUUUCCCCAUAGCUGUUCGUCGUCAGAAAGCAAAUGAAUUUGAGUCUUUAGUUCAAGGUGAGAUGUCUAUUGCUGAUUAUGAGGCUCGUUUUAUAGAAUUAUCUCAUUUUACUCCACAUUUAGUAGCCAAUGAUGAUUUGAAGGUGAGGAAAUUUGAGGAUGGUUUAUGUCCUAGUUUACGAUCUCGAAUCAGAGGGUUUGAGUUGUCGACUCUUAAGGGAGUAGUAGUGAAGGCACAGAUUUUUGAGUCUGAUUGGAACCAACAACAAAGUAUGCAUCCAUCUACUUCUAAUCAGCAAAGGAAGAGGAGAUUUAUUUCAGAGAGUGGUAUUAAUUUUCAGCCAUUUUCAUCCCCAAAGAGGCCUACAGUUAGAUAUGAUAAUGCAGCCAGACCUGAUGUCAGAUCCCCAGUAUUACCGUUUGUUCCUCAACAAUAG
Messenger RNA from Magnolia sinica, 768 nucleotides. RefSeq lists its product as uncharacterized. The record is from RefSeq and is a predicted model, not a curated record. Bases 1 to 768 code for a protein of 255 amino acids. The transcript has a single exon. NCBI's taxonomy places the organism in Eukaryota, Viridiplantae, Streptophyta, Magnoliopsida, Magnoliales, Magnoliaceae.